This is a messenger RNA of Cucurbita maxima (winter squash), 477 nucleotides long. RefSeq lists its product as uncharacterized. NCBI's taxonomy places the organism in Eukaryota, Viridiplantae, Streptophyta, Magnoliopsida, Cucurbitales, Cucurbitaceae. The record is from RefSeq and is a predicted model, not a curated record. The coding region runs from base 1 to 477 and encodes 158 amino acids. The transcript has a single exon.
AUGGGUGUGGAGGCCUUUUGUGCUUAUACUUCCUCAUCUUCUUCUUCCUCCUCGUGCUUUUUGGCUCAGAAAAGGGACCAAUCUAGUUAUUCCAAUAAUAAUCUUCACGGUGUUCGAAAGCCGAUGGCGAAGCCAUGGAAGAAGCCGGCGAUUGCGCCACUGCCACCGACUCGGCCGAGGGUCUACAAAGUGGACCCACUUAACUUCCGGAAUUUGGUUCAGAAACUCACCGGUUUGGCUGAGCUUCGAUCUCCACGCCUCCAAAAGAUGGCGCCACCACCGCUUGAUAUCGCCCGCUGUCCAGUCUCGAACGUCGCCGUCGUGGAAGCCUCCACGCUUCAGCCUUUGCCUGUGAGGCUGGACGAGGCGGUGGACGGUGGGAGCUUUCUGGAGCUCAACUUGUCGCCCUUCAACAAAAAUUGGUGCUCUUUCCCUGCUUUGAGCCCCGAAAGUCUUGCCAUUUUGGAUGCAAUUUAG